Messenger RNA from Fusarium poae, 684 nucleotides. RefSeq lists its product as uncharacterized. The coding region runs from base 1 to 684 and encodes 227 amino acids. The transcript has a single exon. NCBI's taxonomy places the organism in Eukaryota, Fungi, Ascomycota, Sordariomycetes, Hypocreales, Nectriaceae. The record is from RefSeq and is a predicted model, not a curated record.
AUGAAUUUACAGAUGAUGGCCAUCAACACAGGCUCGACUACGGGUUGCAUAACAAGAGAUGAAGACUUUACGGUACCCAGCACUCUAGUAUUUUCAGGCCAGUUGAUCACAUCUGAAGAUGCUCCAUCAACGCCACUCUACCAACUCAACAGAGAACUCGCUUGCAAAGUUCAAACGAAUAUGGCCAUAAUAUUCGAGAGUGUUCAAUUUACUGAAACUAUUAAUCCUGAAAGUAAAGUUAUUCGAAGGCGGAAAACCAGUCAAGAUCUAUACUACCUGGUACAUCUUCGGAACAGCCCAUUAUCUCAGGACAAUUUACCCAUAUACUACAUCACAGCAGCAUCGCCAGGAAGUUUAGGGAAUAUUCAGCUUGAUAUUUGCAACACAGACCACCAAAAGAAGGAUUUCAAGGCGAUGCUAAAUGCCGACAAGUCUGCAGCAGAUAUCCUGCUAUUCAAUCGCGACACCCAGCAGCUGCUAUUUGACAUUAAGCCCGAGUGGAAAGGCGAUCAAUAUCAGUGGAUUGAUGAGAACGGAGCAAAAGUUGCGUUCGAGUCGAGGACAGCCGAAGGGCAAAGAUUACAUAUUCAAGUCUCAUUACAACAACAAAAAAGAGAUGCGUUAGUUGCAUUGUGGAUCUUGAGAUUGUGGAACAGUAUUGCUGAGAGCAGCGUACCAAAAUGA